Messenger RNA from Aspergillus udagawae, 366 nucleotides. RefSeq lists its product as uncharacterized. The transcript has a single exon. The coding region runs from base 1 to 366 and encodes 121 amino acids. The record is from RefSeq and is a predicted model, not a curated record. NCBI's taxonomy places the organism in Eukaryota, Fungi, Ascomycota, Eurotiomycetes, Eurotiales, Aspergillaceae.
AUGCAAGUAGGCUGGAUUGCGCUGAUUAUUAGUUGUGUCGGUCUCGGAGUGUCGGUGGCAAGUAUGCUGCUCCCUGUCAAAGCAUGGCUGCACUACUGGUUUCCCCGACUGUGGCCGCCGUCGGACCAGAAUGAUGUGCACUGUGUAGCCGAUCUCGAGUCAGGUGGUGUGGGCAGAACAGAGGCUUCUGGAGGAAGCGUUCUUGCCGCACCGGCCCCCUCAGACCAGCUCUCUGAGCAGCUCCAGGCUCCACCAGGCCCUGUCGGGAGAGUCGAAACUCCCGAUCCUUCGGCACCAUCUAACUCAGAUGGUGGCAGGGCUGUUCGGUGCCGCGAGUCGGAGGGGGCACUGGCGAAGACAGGUUAG